Molecule: messenger RNA, 2408 nt
Organism: Capra hircus (goat)
Lineage: Eukaryota; Metazoa; Chordata; Mammalia; Artiodactyla; Bovidae
Gene: TXNL1
Product: thioredoxin like 1
Exons: 8
Coding region: 268-1137 (289 amino acids)
Source: RefSeq, a predicted model, not a curated record
GGCCGUGCCGCGCGGUGGCUGCCGGGUGCCGCGGGCCGGCCUGUCCCUCGCCUCUCCCCUCCCCCAGGCCCCGCCCCCUCGGCCGCUCCGCUCCCUGGCGUGACUCGGCACUGAGAGAGCGCCGCGGGGAGAAGACGCCGCGGCCGCCGCCUCCUCAGUCCAGGCCUGGGCCUUCCCGCUCCUCCCGCCGCUUCCUCCCCCGGGACCGCUCCUCCUUCAGGUUUGAAGCCGGCGGCGUCGCGGCCGCCCUGCCCAGGCUCUCCGAGAAUGGUGGGCGUAAAGCCGGUCGGGAGUGACCCAGAUUUCCAGCCGGAGCUGAGCGGCGCGGGCUCCAGACUCGCCGUGGUCAAGUUCACCAUGCGGGGGUGUGGACCGUGUUUAAGGAUUGCCCCAGCAUUCAGUUCUAUGAGUAAUAAGUAUCCCCAGGCAGUUUUCUUGGAAGUAGAUGUACAUCAGUGUCAGGGAACGGCUGCCACCAACAAUAUAUCAGCAACACCUACGUUUCUGUUUUUUCGAAACAAAGUGAGAAUUGAUCAGUAUCAAGGAGCCGAUGCUGUGGGACUAGAGGAAAAAAUCAAGCAGCACUUAGAGAACGACCCUGGGAGCAACGAGGACACUGAUAUUCCAAAAGGCUAUAUGGAUUUAAUGCCUUUUAUUAACAAAGCUGGCUGUGAAUGUCUUAAUGAAAGUGAUGAGCAUGGAUUUGACAACUGUUUACGAAAAGACAUGACCUUCCUGGAAUCUGAUUGUGAUGAACAGCUUCUUAUUACUGUGGCAUUCAAUCAGCCUGUUAAGCUUUAUUCAAUGAAAUUUCAAGGGCCAGAUAAUGGUCAGGGUCCUAAAUAUGUAAAAAUUUUUAUCAAUCUACCGCGAUCUAUGGAUUUUGAAGAGGCAGAAAGAAGUGAGCCAACUCAAGCUCUGGAGCUAACAGAGGAUGAUAUUAAAGAAGAUGGUAUUGUCCCUCUUCGUUAUGUUAAGUUUCAGAACGUUAACAGUGUAACUAUAUUUGUUCAGUCCAAUCAAGGUGAAGAAGAAACAACAAGAAUUUCAUAUUUUACUUUUAUUGGGACUCCAGUCCAGGCAACAAAUAUGAAUGACUUCAAACGAGUAGUUGGCAAAAAAGGAGAAAGCCACUAAAGGUACAAAAGACACUGGAAGACCAUAUUGCAAUCAGAUCUACAGCUCCUGGAUAAUUGCUUGAUUCUCGCCAGAGACUUUCAAUAUUUCAUUCAUUUCCAUUACCAAUAAAUCAUUGCUCUUGUUCAGAUGGUAUCACUAGUGUUUCUAUUGUAACCUUAAUACAUGCUAUUGUAAAUAAAAGUAACUACUUUUGCCAAGCUUAAUUUUUGUUGUUCUAAAUAAGUAUUUUCUCUUUCCAUUUAUGUGAAAAUUGGACACCUUCUGAUUUUAGCAGAGACUUCAGUGUCUGCUCGUGUAUUGAUCAAAAGCCCGUUUCCCUCUUCAGAGGAGCAGAACUGCUUUAGGAACUGAGGAGUGUAUGUGCACUCAUGUGCUCACCGCAUGUGAUUCUGACAAGUGGACUUGGAAAGGCCAGCUGUGUUCAGACUCAUAGGUUGGUUAAACAGCAGUUGGGCAUCUGGGCUAUAGAAGACACCCAAAUUAUGAACUACCAGAAAUAAAUAAGUUUAAUGAGACUUAACUGUUCCCACCUAAGACUGUCAGUGGGACCACAGAUUUGAUACCCUUUGGAUAAACUUAAAACUUGAUUCAUCUUUAUCAACAUGUUGAAAGGUAUGUUGAAAAUAUAUGUUGAAAUCCAACAGUAGGAAAAAAUAAAGUACUGUGAAUUCAUGAAGCAGCAGGAAUUGAUAUCUUUUCAUGAAGUACUUAUUAUUUUAACUACCAAAUGAUGAAGUGUAAAUAUACAGAGAACUUGGUUUAAGGUUGAAAAUGAAUUGGCCACGUGUAUGUUUAAAAGGUCUUUCACAAAAGGCUGGCAAGACCAUCUGUUCCAUAUGACUUAAAAAUCUUAAACUAACCUAGAAAGGAUUAAUUUUUUAAAUUUUUCUAUUUUUAAAACUAAAAUUUGAUUUUUAAAUUUGAGUAUUUAAAAAAUUCAGUUUGAAAAGAGUAUAUAAGACAAUUUUGAUUCAGUUAAUAGUAAACUUGAGGGCCUGUUUGUCUAGAACUAUGACCAAGAUACUGAUUUGCCUUUGAGACACCAAUGUAUUUAUAUAUGUUUUCUGAAAAAAAAAAAAAAUGUUCAAGUGUUUGUGGUAAUCACUUUCUGAAACCCUAGUGUCACUAAGUAAUGUUGUGCUUUGUAUGGAAGCACAUGAGCUGGUCUGUGGGGAUGUCUGCAUAGCUUAUGUACUUCCUGAUUAUAUUGCCUUGGAUCAAAUGGAAACAGGCAAGAAGUAAACUAAAUAAAAGUUUAUGAAACACUC